AUGUGUGGGAUUUUAUUUUCUUUAAAGCAGCGCUUCUACAGGAAAGAAUCUUCUUUGGAGUUCAAACAUGACACCAAUGCAGCUACGUUAAUGACAGAGGCAGUGCACGAAUUAGUUUUGUCACCUACAAAGGGUGUUACCACUUUAAUAACUUCCUGCUCACACGAGCUUCAUAAAUGCGAAGAUCUGAAAAAUGGGAUUCCGCUUGAUAAUGAAAAUAUGUAUGAAGUGCGACCAUGCCGAUCUUCAGAAGAACUGUGGACCUCGGCGUUGCCAUGUGGUUCUGGCCCAUACAAACCGACCGCCGGAGGUGUCCCUCACUUGACCCUAUCAUCAUCUAAUUUAAAGCCAUUCGACCGCAUCGUAGAGAACAUCCGUCGACGUGGCCCAGACAACUUUGGGGUCACGAAACCUGAUUUCCCCGAUGUGCUUCUGGACGUAAAUCAAACUUCAUCGACAGCUCCGAUGCCAAAAGGUGUGUUAAAUAACAAUGGUGCGGUACUUAUGCAAACCAAGCUUGAGGGUGUGGCUUCAGUCUUAGGGCUUCGCGGUCGCACCAUAAUACGACAACCCUACGAGAUAGAGGCUGAUCCGGAUCAGGAAAACGACGGUUCUGUUUCUCCUAACAAAUCGUUUUUGUUGAUGAAUGGUGAAAUUUUUAAUGGGUCCAUGCAUCCACCGCCAUGGGGCUCUGACACCAUCGUCCUGGCCAACCGGCUUUCACAACUAGAGCAGGAGUACACGUCAAGGAAGAGCUUCGACUCCGUACAGAACCUCUCCCUUGCGCAGCGCCAGAGACAGUUCCUUACGCGCUGCGUUGAUGUUAUCGAGAGCGAGGUUCAGGGACAAUACAGCUUUGCCUUUUACGCACAUCAGCUGCAGAUGAUAGUUUUCGGCCGUGAUCCACUUGGAAGAGUUUCACUGCUUCUCCAUUUUUCCGUUCAUACUGCAUCUUCACCGCCAAUAAGCACCCCAAACGGGGGACUUAAUGACGACAAUGACCCCACCCGCGGUACUUUUCUGAUGGGAACAGAACUUUUGGUGUCUUCUGUGGGAGCUCAGCACACACCCUUGCACAGUGUCGACGCUGUUAAAUCUAAUAACUUUCAGUCUGGUGUCCAGGGAAAGGGGAGCUAUUCCGUUGAAAAGCGGAAAAGAGAUGUGGAUCGAAGUAAUACAUCAGAUGAUGAUGAUGAAGAGCAUUUCAAAGAAUCGCGCACAACUCAGUCGGUGGUGGUAAACUGUGAUAUCACACAUUGUUGGACAGAAGUGCCAGUCACAGGGUUGCUGGGCUUGCCACUAGACAAACCGUUUCUUCCAUUAUCAUCCUGGGUAAACCGUCGAACAAUGACUGAGCAUGACGAGGAUACCUUGGAUACAUUGCAGGCUCAGUUCAUGCAUUCCCCCUGGCGGGAUGUGUACCAUUUUGUACAUCCACUUCUUCGAGCGCAGGUUGCCGCUGAGGCAGCUGGCGCAAACAAUUUCAGUGCGUCAUCGAUGGUUCCUAUUUUUCCAAAGAAUAAUUAUUUCCACUAUCUAAAUGGUGAGAACAGCAAGAUGCUCUUGGAUAUGCUGCUUCCAUUACCUCCGCUUCUGGCCGAGCGUGUGGCGUCCUCAUCGCCGAAGUCGGAUUCCAAUGACGAUGUGUGGGCUCACCGUGCGGCUAUUCUCUAUCUGCACUCACUCACAUCUGCUGUGAUGCGUCGUACACAUGUCGCAUGUUCUGGUGCGGAGGAUGGCCGAAAUCCACAAAAACUCGCCGCUGCCUUGCGGCGGCCCCUGUGCAUUUUGUUUUCUGGUGGCAUCGACUCUGCAAUGCUGGCAGCACUUGCACAUUUUACUCUUCCUAUUGAAACCCCGAUUGAGCUUGUGAAUGUCACCUUUGGUGAGCAUUCAGAACAGGCACCAGAUCGCGUGACAGCGCUGCAAGCUGUGGAGGAGCUGCUAAGACUUCCGCAGGGAGAGCCGCACGGUUCAUCUUUUGGCGGUACGGUCUCUGAGAGAGAGUGGCGGCUAGUGUUCGUGGACGUCCCUAGUAAGUAUUCGGCAGAGACACCCCACCUUUUAGAUCUUGUGAUGCCCCAGCAUACGGUGAUGGAUAUGGAUAUCGGCACAGCGUUCUGGCAUGCUUCUCGUGCUAAGGGUCGCAUGCAGAGGCUGUACCACAAUGACAUUGAGUCACAGUUGACAACGGACGCUGCUGCGUGUUUAAAUGAAAAAGUGAGUCCACAUAGAAGUACAAACGGUCUUGAAAACUAUUCUAAGCACUUUCGCGUCUUACCAGGUGCGUCGUUUUCAAAGAGUCAAGUUGGGCCGGCUUCGGAUCGUCUUCCUAUAGGACUUGAAUCGGAGCCUUUAUCCACACCCUUUGCUGCGAACAGUGCAUCGAACGACACCGAUGGGCGCUUCGAUAUCCUUGUGGAGGUCCUGGUUACGGAAGGGCGCCAGCGCGGCGGGUCUAAUUUUCCCGUACUGCUAUCCGUCCUUGGUAAGGAAUACAGACAAUUUCUGCACGAGCACCUCUCAAAACUUGGAUACAAGAAGUUGGGAUCUUUUCUUAGCGAUGCAGCUCGUGCAGGGGUCAUUCGCUUUGUUCAGAAUGAGCCCUCCAAGGCGGUGGUUUUGGUCAGAGAAGAAGACCGGCAGCGCGCCUCCGAGAGACCACCACAGAGGUGGUUUCAGACUAAUCGUAUGAAGAUACAACAAGGUUGCUUGCAGGAUCCUCUUCCACCCGAGGGUACGUAUGAGCUUGAGUAUAACUCGACCGCCAAGGUGAUUCUUCUUGGGACCGGCGCCGACGAGACGCUUGGUGGCUAUACGCGAUACCGUCGUUUAUACAACCGCGAGGGCAUUAAUGGCGCGCGGCGUGAAUUAGAAGAGGACUUCUCGCGCUUUUGGAAACGGAAUCUAGGGCGGGACGAUCGUAUUACAAUGGAUAAUGGCCGCGAGCCAAGGUUUCCCUACCUUGAUGAGGAAGUCCUGCGUAUGCUUGAGCACAUUGUUUGGGGAAGACGUAGCCAGCUACUACAGGAACGUCAGGCCAACCUCAAACAGCAAGAGACUAUCGACGCUGGUGCUGCCACUGUACCUCUUCAUCCCGCAGCCGAUGAUGAUCAGCUUUUACAGGCCAGCAUUGCUCCCGUCAUGAGCCUUGAGCUCGGUGCGGGUGAGGGGGAUAAACGUGUGCUCCGCCAUGCAGCAGCUAUUGUAGGUCUUCAGAAAGUGGCAUGCCUCCAGAAACGGGCUAUCCAAUUUGGCUCGCGUAUUGCGGAACGACGAAUACAUGGAUCUAAAGAGUUACACUCAACUAUGGGAAUACCAAAUUCUGCUUCCUGA
This is a messenger RNA of Phytomonas sp. Hart1, 3336 nucleotides long. The record is from the annotation of a GenBank genome assembly. Lineage: Eukaryota; Euglenozoa; Kinetoplastea; Trypanosomatida; Trypanosomatidae.